Molecule: messenger RNA, 2355 nt
Organism: Pipistrellus kuhlii (Kuhl's pipistrelle)
Lineage: Eukaryota; Metazoa; Chordata; Mammalia; Chiroptera; Vespertilionidae
Gene: TMEM119
Product: transmembrane protein 119
Exons: 2
Coding region: 230-1102 (290 amino acids)
Biological process (GO): positive regulation of bone mineralization; ossification; positive regulation of osteoblast differentiation
Cellular component (GO): plasma membrane
Source: RefSeq, a predicted model, not a curated record
CAGCCCUGCCACCUUCAAGCCCCUGUUCUUCCUUGGCACGCCACGGAACCCCGUCUGAGCCUCAGUUUCCACACCUGGAAAAUGGGCGAAUAACAGGACCUCCCCUGUCCCCAUGUGGCAGUGAGAAAUUCCAUGUCAUAAAAGGCAAAAUAAGUACCUGGCACGUGGCAAGCAGAAAAAGGCUAAGUUGUUGCUAUUAAUAACAGGUCCCGGGCAGCACGGCUCUGCCAUGGCCCCCCGCCUCGUCCUGCCGCCACCGCUGCUGCUGCUGCUGCUGCUUGCGAGGGCCCUGCCCGCCGCCGCCCACUCCGUGCCCGUGCGGGUGUCCUUCCUGGAGGACCUGGCGGGCAGCGGGGAGGCCGACGACGCCUCGGCCGCCUCCCCCAGCCUGCCGCCGCCCCGGACCCCGGCCCUCAGCGCCACGCCGGGCCCCGGGCCCACGCCCCCCGCGGGCCCCCGGCCGCCCACCAACUUCCUGGACGGCAUCGUGGACUUCUUCCGCCAGUACGUGCUGCUCAUCGCCGUGGUGGGCUCGCUGGUGCUGCUGCUCAUGUUCAUCGUCUGCGCCGCCGUCAUCACCCGCCAGCGGCACAAGGCCUCCGCCUACUACCCCUCGUCCUUCCCCAGGAGGAAGUACGUGGACCAGCGGGACCGGGCCGGCGGCCCCCGGGCCUUCAGCGAGGUCCCCGACCGGGCCCCGGCCGGCCGGCCCGAGGAGGCCCUGGACUCCUCCCGGCAGCUCCAGGCCGACAUCCUCGCCGCCACCCAGAACCUCCGGUCCCCGGCCAGGGCGGCCCCGGGCGGCGGGGCCGGGGGCACGGAGGCCAGGCCCGAGGGAGAGCAGCCGGGCGGCCAGGAGGAGGAGGAGGAGGAGGAGGAGGAGGAGGAGGAGGACCGGGACGCCCUCGGGCGUGGGGUCCCCACGGAGAAGCCAGGGGUGACGGAGGGGCCGUGCUCGGGGCCGGCAGAGGGCGUCCUGGGGGCCCCAGAAGGCCCCGGGGAGCCAGAAGCGGCUCCCUCGUCGUCUGCCCCGGAAGCCGGGGACCCAGCCGGGCCCCCCCAAAGCCCCUGUGCGUGUGGCAGGGUCACUCCUAGCGUCUAACAGGCCCCCGGGGCUGUGGCCCUGACUGUCAGACCCUUAGGGGUCCCCUCCCGGGCCUCCCCCCCAGCUGCCAAUCCCUGCGUGUCCCCUCCCGCAGCGAACAGAUCCUGGUGUCCGCGCCGCCCGGGACUCUCCCCGAGUUCUAGGACACUUGCCUCUGCAGCCCCAAAGGGCCACGCCCCAAGCACAGCUCCCGUGGGGAGGCGGGGCUGGGGACGUGGCCCCCCUUUCAACCACGCCGAUCGAUCGGGGAGCACGCUCGGCGGGUCCCCUGGGACAGGGCCAGCAUCACCAUCGAGGCAGAAACGUACACCGACCAGCUAGGAGCUUUGGAAACUGUCACCGGGAGCCGUGGAAGUGGCCGGGGGAGGCGGGGGCGGCUAGUGCAACGGCAGAAGUGGGCCCCUCACCUGCUCACCUCCUGGCAGGUACGAAAAGGAGCAUUUCCCAAACUGGGUUCCCUGCGGUACCCUGACAGGUGCGGGGGGGGGGGGGGGGGGGGGGAUGAGCGUUUCCCAAACUGGGUUCCCUGAGGCACCCUGUGGAAAAAAACGGUGUUGGCGUCCAAGGAAUUGAGGAAACGCUGCCUCUCGACUCCCCGCACCCCCGCCUUCGGCCACGCCAGGGCUCCAACUAGUCCUGCAGUCAAGGCCCCGUGGAAUCCGGUUUCUGGUGUCACAGCCUUUCCCAAACUGCUUUUGACCAGGGAGAGCUUUCGUUAUUAUUAUUGUUGCUGUUAUUAUUAUUUUUUAGCUGCAGUGGAAGCUGCUCCAGGGCACACUCUGGGAAUGACUGUUCCGGAAGGUGCUCGCAGCAUCUGGUUGGUCUGGCUGUGGGGUGUGGGGGCUCGGCCCGCCACCUCCCUGGGGAUGGGGUGAAAGAACGAAACCUUAUUGUCAGGCUCCCAACGCAGCCCCGAAGCCUGGGGCUCUGAGUGAGGAGACCUCCCUCGGGGGGAGAGGGUGGUCUCUGACGCCUGGCCUGGAGCAGGGCACCCCGUCCUCCCUCCCCUGCACCUCUUACCCCCCCCCCCCCCGCCCCCCGCCUCUGCUCAGACUCGGCGUCUGGCAGCCUGUGACCACAGCUGCUUUAGUCUUUGACCAGGGAGUUGAGCUCCGUCCUGAUGUGAUUUGGGGAGGCUGGGGGGGGGGGUCCUCUUCCUCAUUCCUCCAUCUGGGGUCCCCCCACCUCUGCACACCUUUCCAGGUGCUGAGCUGUAGCAAACCAGCACAAUAAAUGUUAUCCCGGCCUGA